AUGUUUCCACUUACAUAUUCUAUCGUUGAUACAGAGGAUUAUGACAAUUGGUUUUGGUUUCUAGAUAACUUGAAGAGUGCUAUUGGGAUGGAUCAACCAAUCACAUUUAUUUCCGAUAGACAUGUUGGGCUAGUCAACAAUGUAUCAGAUGUGUUUCGAAAUUCCCAUCAUGCUAUUUGUGAGCACCACAUGAUAGAAAAUCUUAGGAAGGACAUGAAACAUAUUCGAAAUGAUGUUAAAAAGGCCAUAAUAUCUGCUUUCCAAGGUGCCACACGUUCAUUUCGGCGAGAGGAGUUCAACCUAAGAAUAGCAGACAUUCAAAAUUAUUCUCAAGAAGAAUUUACAUGGGUAGCUACAUCAACUCCAGGGCGCUGGGUAACUUCAAUAUUUAGGGGAAAGCGGUAUGGACAUGUUACAACCAAUGUAGCAGAAUCUUUCAACAACUGGAUUUUAGAAGCUCGAGAACUCCCAAUACUGCAAUGCCUUGAAAAAAUUAGGAAGCAAAUGACCCAAUUAGUGGUAGAGCGCCUUUUAAAGGCUCAAAAUUGGACAACUACAUUAACACCCUCUGUGGAAAAGAGUUUGGUAGCAAUUGUAAAGACUUCUAUCUCAUUGUGUAUGAUAUGGGUUUCAAAUGACGAGUUCGAAGCAAUUGGUGACCAUAAUAGCUGCACAAUAAACAUUAGCACACGAGAGUGUGAGUGUCAGGCUUGGUAG
This is a messenger RNA of Amborella trichopoda, 717 nucleotides long. RefSeq lists its product as uncharacterized. Lineage: Eukaryota; Viridiplantae; Streptophyta; Magnoliopsida; Amborellales; Amborellaceae. Gene Ontology annotation, biological process: DNA transposition. Gene Ontology annotation, molecular function: transposase activity; DNA binding. The record is from RefSeq and is a predicted model, not a curated record.